Messenger RNA from Thecamonas trahens ATCC 50062, 3306 nucleotides. RefSeq lists its product as uncharacterized. The transcript has a single exon. Gene Ontology annotation, biological process: actin cytoskeleton organization. The record is from RefSeq and is a predicted model, not a curated record. Lineage: Eukaryota; Apusomonadida; Apusomonadidae. Gene Ontology annotation, molecular function: carbohydrate binding; actin filament binding. Bases 1 to 3306 code for a protein of 1101 amino acids.
AUGGCGCACGUGCUGGCCGGCUCGGAGGACUCGUACUCGCACUUGCUCUACCUCUUCAUCAUGCUCUCUCUCUCACUCUCGCUCUCCUCAGGGACGACACCUCCUCCUGCUACCGCAUUCUCAUACUCUAACUUUACCUCGACUGCUGGCUUGCAACUCUCCAUUGCCGAGGUAGUCUCGGUCGGUGGCCGUCACGUCGUGGCUCUGCCCGACAUCGCAUUGUCUGGCGCAGGCUCGGUCUUCACCACCAACCAUGUUCAGCUCAAUGGCUUUGUCACCUCGUUCAAGCUCAACUUUACUUCUCUCGAAGGCAUACCUGCCCAGGAUGGCGUAGCUUUUGUCGUCAACGCAUCGCCCAAGCAAUAUGCCGGUGCUGGUGCUGGCAUCGGCUACGCCGCCACCGAGCCGACAGGCACCACCGGCAUUCCGCUCUCGCUCGCUGUCGAGUUUGACAUCUUCUCGGAUGCCGACAUGAACGAUCCGCUGCUGCCUCACAUCUCUGUCCACUCGCUCGGUGGCGAGCCCAACUCGGCUCGCGAGGCCGCCCCGGCUGUUCUCUGUGCCCCGGCCACCGCCCUGCCCUCGUUCUUCAAUCCAGACGGCGUCGAGAUCCGCAUUGAGUACUCCUCGCCGCUGGCCUGGGCGCCUCCAGGAUCCAGCCCCUCACUCCGUGUCUGGUUCGAGCCCAUUGCCACCCCGGUCUUCACCUGCCACGCCUACGACCUGCCUGCGCUCGUCGCCCCGGCCUCCCGCGCCGCAAAAAUCGGCUUUACAGGCGCGACUGGCCCGGCCGGCGGUGCGCUGCAGCAGCUCAUGGCAUGGCACUACACCUCGCUUUCGCAGCCGAUCGCCAACGUCUCGCUUGCAUCCGGACCUGGUCUCACCGCCGCCACCGCGGGCGCCACCGCCCACUUUUCCAUCACCCUCCACGACCAGUAUGGCUUUGUCUACCCGUACCCGGUCCCCGACUCUUCCCUCACUGCCCGACUCGACCCGCCGCCGGCUCCCGGUACGGGCUCGGUCGAACUUGUCUACACCGGUGAUGGCGUGUACUCUGGCACCUACUCGCUGCAGCGGGCCGGCCCAGUCAAGCUUCUGCUCCAGCUUGGCGGUGCGCCCGUCGCCGACUCGCCGUAUACCGUCACCGUCGCGCCGGCCGCGCUCGAUGCCGCUCGCUCGCACUACGCCCCGACCCCGACCGACGGCUACGCCGGCCAGAUCUUCCCCAUCACCAUCCAGACUGUCGAUGUCUACGGCAACAACCUCACCGCCGAAUCGGCCGCGCCGGUCGUCGCAGACGUCGUCCCGCUCUCGCUCGACCCGCACUUUGCCGUCACCUACGCCGACGCCGGUCGCUACGUCGGCACCUAUCAGUUUACCCGUGCCGGCGAGCCGUACUCGAUGGGCGUCUCCAUCUCGUCGAUCCUCCUCAACAACGGCGGUGUGUACCUGUUCGGCAUUCGGCCCGGCUUGCCCGACCCGGCGUCGACUGUCACGUCCGGCAACGGCGUCCACGGCGCCGUCGUCGGCUCGCUCGCCGCCAUCAACUUUGCGCUCUUCGACAAGUACGGUAAUCCGCAGGUGGUCGGCGGUGCGCCCUUGAAGGCUGUCCAGGCCUCGGGCCCGGCCGCCCUGGACCUGUCGCUCGUCGACCACGCCGACGGCAACUACACUCUCACCUACUCUUCCACUGUCGCCGGCGACUACGCCGUCGACGUCACCCUCGCCGGCACUGCUAUUGCCGGCUCGCCACUUCCACUCACUCUUCUCUCGACCAACAAGCCUGACGUGUCCAAGACCCUGGUAUCUGGACCGGGCGUCGCGCCGUCUGGCUCGCAUGUCGGCCGUAACCUCGCUCUUUACAUUGUCGCCCGCGACGAGUUCGGCAAUGUCAUCGAUCCUGCGCUCCUUGCCGUCGCUGCCAACGUCACUACCGUCGCUGCCCCACUCGCUCCGCUCCCACUUACCGGACCAACCCUUCUCAACGCCAGCAUCUUUGCCUUUGAGUACUUUGCCACUCUCGCCGGCGAGUAUCAUGUAUCCGUUACCGUCGACGGUGUUCCUCCUCCGGACUCACCACUGCUGGUUGUUCUCGGCCCGAGCACACCCGACGCCACUACAUCGACCAUUGCUACCUCCCCGCAGCAGCUCGUUCAUCCUGCAGGUACCCUGGUCAACAUCUCGCUCGUCCUCUGCGACGUGUGGAGCAACGUCCUCACCUCGGCCGACGUCGCCCUUGUCGGGCUCAACAUCACCCGCGCGCUCACCGCAAACCUCACCGCCACCCCGCUGACGAGCGGCGGGCGCCCGAUCCCGCUUCCUCCUUUUGUCUUUGAUGCCGAGACCUUGCUCUGGCACACGUCGUAUGGACUGACACAUGCCGCACAGUACGAGCUGUGGAUUCUGCUCAACGGCGCCGUCGUCGCGCCGCAGGUCCAGCCGCUGCCGGCGCUCAUCACGCCUGCCGCCGCCGCCCGGCCCAAGACCACCGUGGCCGGCUCUGGCGUCUCGCCUUCCACUGCCGCAGGUGACGACGCCUUUACCAUCGACGUCUUUGAUGCCUACGGCAACCGCAUCGUCGGCGCCACCCUCGCCGCCGCCGCCAUCAACGUGGCCGUCACCGAGGUCGGCUCCGGCGCGACCGUUCCGAUUGCCUUUGUCUCGGAAACCUCGCCGUUUGUCAUCACGUACCCGGCCACCAACGCUUCUGCCAUCUACGCCGUCGCCAUCGUGCAAGACGGCGUGCCGCUGCCGGACUCGCCGUACCGAGUCCAUAUUGAGCCUGAUGCUCUCUACGGCCCAGCCUCCAUCGCCACGGGCCCAACUGCGCUCAGCCACGGUCAUGACGGAACGUUCUGGCUCCGCGGCACAGACCGAUACGGCAACGACAUGACGGCCAGCGCCAUGGCCGCCCGCUCCAACAACGUCUCUCUUAUCGUCUCGGGCCCGGUCUCCGGCACCGUCGUCAUGGCGGCCGAGCCGGCCAGUCUCGCCUGGCGCGCAAGCUUUGGCUUCCGCAAAGCCGGCAAGUACGAGGUCUUGGUCAUGGUCAACGGCAUGAGUGCACGCAACUCGCCGUUCCGAGUCCACGUCUCUGGUCCCAACAUCGGCCUCAUCGUCGGCCUCGUCGUCGCCGCUGUCGCCAUCGUCCUCGCCAUCGCUGUCGUCGUCGGCUUCCGCCUCCGCGCCCGCCGUGCCGCCGCCCGCCAGCGCCCAGAUGAGACUCAGCUCCUCUCCCCGACCGCCGGCACCUACGGCAGCACUCCUGCGUCACAGGUCUCGCCUCCCUCACCGACGUCAGCGUAA